CAGUAUCAAGAAAUGUUAAACAUUACAGACUUUAUAGUAUUAAUGUAACCACUCCACACAUUGCUUUGCUUUAAGUUUAAGCACAGAACCAUACAGCAAAUAGAACUCCCAAGUAAAGAUUCUUCCUCUCAAUCUCCUGUCUUGACUGUAACUGUUUUGUCGGCUCCUUAUCUGAAUUUGGGGCCACUGUAUGACGGUUAUUUGCAACCGCUAGCCCUUUUUACUCUGCUCUAUUUGAUAACUGCUGUUUUUCAGUGGUUCAAAUCCCAAUAUCUUUAGUAAGAUAACUGCAGUGUUCGAAGAAGGUGAGCAAAUUCAAAUCUUUUGGAGCAGUUAGAGCAAUGUUUUGAGAUCUGAAGUGUAAAAAAGUGAGUAUGGAGCCACCAAGGGGUAUUUUGGCUACUUUGUGGAACUUCAUUUGCUUUCUCCCUUACUUUGUUGGACUUUUGCUUCUUGGUACUAUUAAAGGUAUCAUUUUCUGUCCGUUGGUAUGUGUUAUCAUGUCAGUUGGAAACUCUGGGAUCAUAUUGGGGCUUUUUCCGUUACACGUUGUCUGGACAUAUUUUUCAAUUAUGAGAGCUAUGCUAUUAGGGCCGGUUCUGAAGCUCGUUGUCUGCAUAUUGCUACCAGCCCCAUUGGUUAUUUGGUUGGUGGCUAGCAUUGUUGGAAGUGUCGUCGGUGGCCUACUUUAUGGCUUUCUUUCACCAGUAUUUGCCACUUUUGAUGCUGUUGGAGAAGGGAAAACUGAUGUGCUUUAUCACUGUUUUUAUGAUGGAACAUGGGACACUCUUCAAAAGACUUGCACUAUUAUUCGAGAUUUUGGAGAUUUUUGUUAUCAUUCUUAUCUAUCAUAUAUGGAUGACCUACAACGGCAACAACCUUCAGAUAGAAAAUAUUAUGAAAUCAGAUUGCUUCAUCUUCCUGGUGCUCUUAUUGCUGGUUUACUUGGUUCUAUGCUCGACUUUCCAUUAAUCUCAAUUAUUGCUGUCUGCAAAAGCCCAUACAUGCUCUUGAAGGGGUGGCAUCGUUUGUUUCAUGACCUUAUAGGAAGGGAAGGCCCUUUCUUGGAAACAAUAUGUGUACCAUUUGCAGGUCUAGCUAUAAUUCUCUGGCCAUUGGCUGUUGUUGGAGCAGUUUUGGGGUCCAUGGUAUCAAGCAUCUUCCUUGGUGCUUAUGCAGGCGUUAUUGUUUAUCAGGAGUCCUCAUUUUGGUACGGGCUUUGCUAUAUUGUUGCAUCAUGGGCUAUUUAUGAUGAAUACAGCAAUGACAUUUUGGACAUGCCAGAAGGAUCUUGUUUUCCAAGGCCACGAUUCCGAAAGAAUGUUCAGCUGUCAAAGAGUCCAUCUCGUGCUUCCUCUUUUUCAAGGCCCAGUUCUUUUAAAAGUCGGUCAGAUUCGCUUACUCCUAUGGUUGAUCUGAAACCGUUUGACCUACUUAAUGGGUUAUUUAAGGAAUGCCAGCGUCAUGGAGAGAAGUUUGUUUCUGAAGGACUCAUAACUGGUCAAGAUAUUGAAGAUGCCAAAUUUAAUAGAGGUGGUACGGUGGUGAGCAUUGGCUUGCCAGCUUAUUGCCUUCUUCAGGCGCUCUUACGCUCUGCAAAAGCCAACUCAGAGGGUUUUUUGUUGAGCGAUAAUCGUACGGAGAUAACAAUCAACAACAGGCCAAAAGAUGCCUUUUUUGAUUGGUUCUUCAACCCUUUCCUUAUCAUGAAAGAUCAGAUUAAAGCACAAAAUCUUUCCGAGGAAGAAGAGAAUUAUCUCUGCAAACUAGUACUGUUAAAUGACGAUCCUACGAAAUUGAAAAUUGCAAGUAUUAGUCUAGCACCUGAGUCUGAGCGUAAACGAGCUGAACUUGAUGCCCUAGCUCGAAGACUUCGAGGGAUCACCAAAUCGAUAUCAAGGUAUCCAACAUCAAGACGACAUUUCCAGAAUCUUGUCAAGAUCCUAUCUGAAGAUCUUGCCAAGAAGAAUGGAGACAGCAGAUCGAGCAAUGGGCUGCCUCCUCGACCUAUUGGAAGAUCAAAAAGCGCCUUUGCCCGUUAUUUAUCUUUUAAUAAGAGCAAAUCAAACCAUGAUGGCUCUAAUAAAAGCAAAUCAAACCAUAAUGGCUCUAAUCAUUCCUCCCAAGAAGUUACAAGGGAUGUGGAUAUUGUAUAAUCAUAUAUGUUAGUGCUUUGUAGAGAGAGCAAUCUUUUUUCUAAUUAAUGGUUUCACUUGAAUGCUUAAACUAUGACCCAAUUUUUACAUUGAUUCUAUUUUUCAGCAUCA
Messenger RNA from Mercurialis annua (annual mercury), 2267 nucleotides. RefSeq lists its product as uncharacterized. Bases 375 to 2156 code for a protein of 593 amino acids. The transcript is spliced from 11 exons. NCBI's taxonomy places the organism in Eukaryota, Viridiplantae, Streptophyta, Magnoliopsida, Malpighiales, Euphorbiaceae. The record is from RefSeq and is a predicted model, not a curated record.